UCACAUUUGGAAAAGUGGGCGGCACUUGCUCUUCGUUGCGCUUGUAUAUAAUGCUUUACUAUUUGCAAAUUUUGUUUACUCUCUUUAUAUUUCCUUCCUUUAAUUAUUAAUCAGUUUUUUUUUUUUUUCUCUUUUUUUCUUUCUUCUAAUCUAAUUGAGCGUAUCAUUUUCUUUUGACUUUCAUUGUAACUCUCAUUCUUCUCCUUCCUUCAUUUCAUAUAAAUAUCUCUAUUUGUAUUUCUUUCUGCUCGAACUUUUGCGUUCAGGGCCGUUUCUGACAUAUUAGAGGCAAAACGAUAGUAUUUCUUAUCAUUAGAGGAGCAUCAUUUUUCUUCCGAAUCGAACUUUUAGGGAAAAACUAAAGGUGGAAAAAUGGAGCCUUUAAAACCUGAGGAGAUAAGUCACCCACCAAUGGAUCAACUACAAGGUUUAGAGUAUUGUAUUGAUUCCAAUCCUUCUUGGGGGGAAGCUGUUGCUUUGGGUUUCCAGCAUUACAUCUUAUCGUUAGGAACUGCUGUUAUGAUUCCUACAUUCCUUGUUCCUUUGAUGGGAGGUUCUGAUGGUGACAAAGCAAGAGUAGUGCAAACAUUACUAUUUGUUCAAGGAAUCAAUACUCUACUACAAACCCUAUUUGGAACCCGGCUACCGACGGUCAUCGGAGCGUCGUACGCUUACAUGGUGCCUAUCAUCUCCAUCAUCCAUGACUCCGCCUUUACAAGGAUUGAAGAUCCACACAUGAGGUUUAAUAGUACAAUGAGGGCAGUCCAAGGAGCUCUAAUUGUGGCGUCAAGUCUGCAAAUAAUCCUCGGAUAUAGCCAAUUAUGGGCUAUUUGUUCAAGGUUUUUUAGCCCAUUGGGAAUGGUUCCAGUUAUAUCACUGGUGGGUUUUGGUCUGCUUGAUAGGGGAUUUCCUGUGGUGGGACGAUGCGUUGAAAUUGGCAUUCCCAUGCUUAUUUUGUUUGUUGUCUUCUCUCAGUAUCUGAAGCAUUUUCAGGUAAGGAAGCUGCCAAUGCUGGAGCGCUUUGCUCUUGUUCUAUCAGUUACUGUUAUAUGGGCAUAUGCACACCUGUUGACCGCUAGUGGUGCUUACAAACACCGCCCUGCUAAAACUCAAAUGAACUGCCGAACUGAUAAGGCUAACCUCAUCUCUACUGCACCAUGGAUAAAGAUCCCAUAUCCUUUACAAUGGGGUGCACCUUCUUUUGAUCCCGGUCACGCAUUUGGAAUGAUGGCUGCUGUACUAGUCUCGCUCAUUGAGUCAACUGGAGCUUUUAAAGCAGCAGCUCGUCUAGCAAGUGCCACUCCCCCACCAGCUCAUGUUCUGAGCCGCGGUAUAGGCUGGCAGGGUAUUGGGAUCUUACUCAGUGGACUCUUUGGAACAUUAAGUGGUUCUGCUGUCUCUAUAGAAAAUGUAGGCCUGAUUGGAAGCACUCAUGUAGGAAGUCGUAGAGUUAUACAGAUUUCUGCUGGCUUCAUGAUCUUUUUCUCAAUCUUAGGAAAAUUUGGGGCUCUUUUUGCUUCAAUACCUUUCACUAUAUUUGCUGCAAUGUACUGUGUUUUCUUUGGCCUUGUUGGUUCUGUCGGGCUAUCAUUCUUGCAGUUCACAAAUAUGAACUCUAUGAGAAAUCUCUUCAUUGUAGGUGUAUCUAUGUUUCUUGGUCUGUCUAUUCCUAAUUAUUUUAGAGAAUACUCGGCCAGCGCUCUACAUGGACCUUCUCACACCAGGGCUGGAUGGUUCAAUGAUUUCCUCAAUACUAUCUUCUCCUCUUCACCGGCAGUGGCGCUGAUUAUCUCAGUUCUCCUAGACAACACCCUUGAAUACAAGGAUAGUGCUAAAGACAGAGGAAUGCCAUGGUGGGUCAAAUUCAGGACAUUCAAAGGAGACAGUCGAAACGAGGAGUUCUACACCCUUCCCUUUAACCUCAACCGUUUUUUUCCCUCCAUCUUAAGCGUGGUUGAGCCUUAAAGAGAGGGGACAGAGUAGUUUUAAAACCCUUAAACCAGUUUUCCUCUCCAUCAUGAACCCCUUAGAAGUAGUUUAGUACCAUUGAUAGCAUUGUGAUUAUCAUCACAAUGAUGAUGAUGGAGAAAUGUUAUUAUCAGAGUAAAUCAAGUUUUGCUCUUUGGCCCCCUUUCGGCCUUCCCCGGCAAUUGAUUAUUUAUUUGUUCAAUUAUAGAAAUUAUUUGUUCAACAAUGAUGAUGAUGGAGAAAUGUUAUUAUCAUAGAGUAAAUAUCUCAACUCGGUAUUUCGGGUUCAAUUCAAUAAUAGAAAUUAUUUAUUUGUUC
Chenopodium quinoa (quinoa) is the source of this 2286-nucleotide messenger RNA. Its product is annotated as nucleobase-ascorbate transporter 2-like. The record is from RefSeq and is a predicted model, not a curated record. Bases 373 to 1965 code for a protein of 530 amino acids. Gene Ontology annotation, cellular component: membrane. The transcript has 14 exons. Gene Ontology annotation, biological process: transmembrane transport. Gene Ontology annotation, molecular function: transmembrane transporter activity. NCBI's taxonomy places the organism in Eukaryota, Viridiplantae, Streptophyta, Magnoliopsida, Caryophyllales, Amaranthaceae.